Eriocheir sinensis (Chinese mitten crab) is the source of this 1465-nucleotide messenger RNA. RefSeq names its product sideroflexin-1-like (gene Sfxn1-3). NCBI's taxonomy places the organism in Eukaryota, Metazoa, Arthropoda, Malacostraca, Decapoda, Varunidae. Gene Ontology annotation, cellular component: mitochondrial inner membrane. Gene Ontology annotation, biological process: serine import into mitochondrion; monoatomic ion transport. The record is from RefSeq and is a predicted model, not a curated record. Bases 162 to 1115 code for a protein of 317 amino acids. The transcript is spliced from 9 exons. Gene Ontology annotation, molecular function: monoatomic ion transmembrane transporter activity.
GAAGAAGAAGCAAAAGAAAAGAAGACAACCGAGCGACACAGGUCAAAAGAAUAAAGAAGAAGAAGAAGCAGCACCCAAGGCCAAGGACACGGCCACCUCUCGGCACUCAGGCACACACCGGCGGCCACGGGAUAAACACUAAGCAGCUACAAGGGGACAAGAUGAGUCGCAUCAACAUUGAUGAGCCACGAUGGGACCAGGGCACCUACGAGGGGCGGGCCCAGCACUUCUUUACCAUCACCAACCCACUCAACCUGCUGUGUUCCCCGGAGCAGUUGGAGAGGGCUAAGGACAUAGUCACUAGAUACAAGAAGGGCGAAGAUGUGAACCUAACAGAUGAUGAAAUAUGGAAAGCCAAAAAUAUAUAUGAUUCAGCUUUCCAUCCAGAUACCGGUGAGAAGAUGAUGCUGAUUGGCCGCAUGUCUGCCCAGGUGCCAAUGAACAUGACCAUAACAGGCUGCAUGCUCACCUUCUACAAGACAACUCCAGCAGUGAUUUUUUGGCAGUGGAUUAACCAGUCUUUCAACGCCCUUGUAAACUACACUAACCGCUCUGGGGACUCACCCAUUAGUGUGCAGCAGCUGGGAACCUCAUAUGUGCUUGCCACAGGAGGAGCAUUAGUUACAGCCUUGGGGCUCAACAGUCUAGUCAAGUCCAUGCCUCCUCUGGUUGGCCGAAUGGUGCCCUUCACAGCAGUGGCGGCUGCAAACUGUGUCAACAUUCCCAUGAUGAGAAUGAAAGAGUGGCGUGAAACGGGGGUGAUGCUUCUGGACCAGGAAAACAACACAGUGGGAUACAGUAAGGCAGCAGCCCGCAGAGGAGUCACGAUGGUGGCCCUCUCACGGAUUCUCAUGGCUGUCCCCAGCUGUGUGUUACCGCCUAUUGUAAUGAAUAUACUUGAGAAGCGUGGCACCCUGCGCCGGAUGCCAUGGAUAUCUGCUCCUUUACAAGUGGCACUGUGUGGUGUGUGCCUCACUUUUGCCACCCCAGCAUGCUGUGCUCUUUUCCCUCAGAAGGCAUCUAUUGCUGUGUCCAGUCUGGAGCCUGAAGUGCAGGAGAAGAUCAACAAGCUGCCCAAUCCCCCAGAGGUUGUGUACUACAACAAGGGUCUGUAGGAGUGGUUGUGUUCAAUGGUUGUAAUAUUAGGGUGAUGGUCAAGUGAGUCACCCCAUUUGUAUAUGUGACCUUUGGUUUUGUAUAUAAUUUUAAUGCAUUAACAUUCUUCUGUGAGAUAUAUCUUUGAAAGUUUCAAAUACGCUUAAUAUUUUAUGUCUGCAAAAAAGACAGUGUCAUCAUAGUUUAUUGUACUUAUCUAAUUAGGUUUCUCCUUAAAUGUGUGCAAUAUCUAAAGCAUAAUUUAAAUACAGCAUCGGUAUGUUUUUAUGUGACAGUAACAGUGCAAAGCUAGGACUGACCAUCUGUGUCAUGGUCAUUUAAAGUUGGAAAAUACAAUGUAAAACAACUC